GACGUCCACAAGCAGGGAGGCUCAAAUUUGACACUCGUUCUGUUUUCUUGAGGUGCACGUCUGACGUGGAAAUUGCAGCGAAAAUCCGAGUGAAUUUUGCGUUUUAUCCGGCCCAUCGGUCGCGAAUUAUGCUGUAAAAGUUGUGCCGCGCCGUGAACGACAUUUUAGUGAUUCCAAACUAGCGUACGCGAAGCAGCAGCAGAUUAAAAGCAUCAUCACUUGCGUUGCUGAUAAUGAAUCCCCCGAUGAGUGCGUACGGGCAGCCGCCCCAAGGGUGGCCACAGCAAGGCGUAGGACAAGCGGCGGCAGCAGCGCCACCACCUUUGCCGCCCGUCAAUGGGGCUCCGCAAAACCUUCCAAACCAAUUCCAGAACAUGUCUCUCGGUGGCCCUCCACUCAAGCACGAGCAGGCCCCUUUCCCGAACCAGCCGAUGGUCGGGCGCCCACCUUCCGGCGCGCCACCUGUCGCUCCUGGGGGCGGCAUUCCCGGUGGUUUUCCACAGCAGCAGCAGCAGCCGGGCCAACCACCGCUGCAAAAUGGUCCUCCGCCUGUCGGCCAGCCUCCGGGAAUGGCGGCCAGACCACCCGUCGCUCCGAACUACGGCCUUCCCAACGGUCAUCAGCAAAGCAUGCAGCCUAACCAACCCGGAAUGCCACCCAAUCCGAUGGUCCCGGGUCAACCUCCCAUGCAGUAUGCUCCACCGCAGCCCAUGGGCGGACCUCCCAGACCGGGUCAACCGAUGCCGGCCAUGGGCCAGCAACCCAACUAUCCUCCUCAGCCGUAUCAACAGCAGCAGCAGCCGCCCCAACAAUUCGCUCCGCCACCACUUCAAGCUCAACCGCAAUUUCCACCGCAGCAACAGCAGCAGCAGCAGCCGUAUCCCGGUCAACCGGGAAUGCCACCGAUGCCGGCACCUCCCGGCCAAUACCCACCCGGAAUGCAGCAACCUCCGAUGAGUGGCCCUGGCAUGCCGCCGAUGCCGAACGCCGCUCCCGGUGGCUAUCCGAUGCAGCCCGGCCAGAUGCCACCGCAGAUGCAGCAGGGUGGAGGCGCUCCGCCGCACAUGUUGCCACCCCACGGUCGCGGUUAUAAUCAACAACCUGGUCCGCAAGGAUACGGUCAGAUGCCGGGACAGCAGGGUCCGCAUUAUCCGCCUGCGCCGGCACCGCCGGCCCAGAAUCGACUGGAUCCGGACAGCAUGCCCAAUCCGAUUCAGGUGAUGAGCGAGAAUCAGCGCUCGUGCGGAGGAGAGUUUGCGACGAACGCGGCCGGACUGGUGCCGCCGUUGGCCACGACCAAGUUCAUCACCCAGGACCAGGGUAACUCUGGGCCGCGUUACAUGCGUUCGUCGAUGUACAACCUCCCGAUCAACACGGACAUGAUGAAGCAGAGUGCGGUUCCGUUCGCGUUGAUCGUUUCGCCGUUUGCUCGUGCCGCCGAGAAGGAGCUGGCCCCGCCGAUCGUCAACUUUGGCGAGCUGGGACCGAUUCGGUGCAUCCGCUGCAAGGCCUACAUGUGUCCGUUUAUGCAGUUCAUCGACGGUGGACGUCGCUUCCAGUGUUUGCUGUGCAAGGCCACAACGGAAGUUCCGGCAGAGUACUUCCAGCAUCUGGAUCACACCGGCCAGCGAAUGGACAAGUACGAGCGCCCGGAGCUGGUGCUGGGAACGUACGAGUUUGUGGCCACCAAGGACUACUGCCGGAACAACACUCCGCCGAAGCCACCGGCGAUGGUGUUCGUGAUUGACGUGUCGUACAACAACGUCAAGUCCGGGCUGGUUCAUUUGCUGUGCGCGGAGAUCAAGAAUAUUAUUAGCCACCUGCCCGUGGACGAGGGCCAGGAGCGCACCUCGAUGAAGGUCGGCUUCAUCACCUACAACAGCUCCGUUCACUUUUACAACUGCAAGAGCAGCCUCGCUCAGCCCCAGAUGAUGGUCGUCGGCGAUGUCCAGGAAAUGUUCAUGCCCCUGCUGGACGGCUUCCUCGUCGAUCCGGAAGAGUCCAGCGUCGUGAUCGACGCGCUGAUGCAGCAAAUCCCGAAGAUGUUUGGCGACACGCGCGAAACCGAAACCAUCCUGCUGCCGGCGCUGCAGGCCGGCCUGGAGGCGCUCAAGGCGUCGGACUGCGCCGGCAAGCUGUACGUGUUCCACUCGUCGCUGCCGACGGCCGAAGCGCCCGGCAAGCUGAAGGCCCGCGACGACCGCAAGCUGCUCGGUACGGACAAGGAGAAGACGGUGCUGACGCCGCAGUCGACGGUGUACAACAUGCUCGGCCAGGAGUGCGUCGGUGCGGGCGUUUCCGUGGAUCUGUUUAUCAUGAACAACUCGUACAUCGAUCUGGCGACCAUCGGGCAGGUGUCCCGGUUGACCGGAGGUGAAAUCUACAAGUACACCUACUUCCAGGCCGAUAUUGACGGGCAGCGGCUGGUGAACGACCUGAUCAAGAACAUCUCGCGGCCGAUCGCGUUCGACACGGUGAUGCGCGUGCGCACGUCCACCGGCAUCCGGCCGACCGACUUCUUCGGGCACUUCUUCAUGUCCAACACGACAGACAUGGAGAUUGCCAGCGUUGAUUGUGACAAGUCGGUGGCGAUCGAGAUCAAGCACGACGACAAGCUGACCGACGAGAACGUGUUCAUCCAGGUGGCGCUGCUGUUCACUUCCUGCUCGGGCCAGCGCCGGCUGCGCGUGCUCAACCUCAGCCUGAAGACGUGCAACCAGCUGGCGGAUUUGUUCCGCAGUUGCGACCUGGACACGACUAUUCUGUUCUUCGCCAAGCAGGGCCUGUUUAAGCUGCUGGAGAACAAUCCGAAGGCGAUCAAGGACAGCCUGAUCACGAGGGCGGCCCAGAUUCUGGCCUGCUACCGGAAGAACUGCGCAUCGCCCACGUCCGCCGGCCAGCUGAUCCUGCCGGAGUGCAUGAAGCUGCUGCCGCUGUACAUUUCGUGUCUGCUGAAGAACGACGCCUUCUCGGGGGGUUCGGACCUUACGCUGGACGACCGAUCGUACGUGAUCUACUUUGUGCAGAGCAUGGAUCUGCUGACGUCGGUGCGGUACUUUUACCCGCGGUUGAUGGCGGUGCACGACGUCAACGUGGACGACUCGAAUGUGCCGGCGGCCAUCCGGUGCACGGCGGACAAGAUGAUGGAGGAUGGUGCUUACAUUUUGGAAAACGGUAUUCACAUGUUCAUGUGGCUCGGCCUGGGCCUGUCGCCCGAGUUUACGCAGUCGGUCUUUGGCGCGCAGUGCACCCAGCAGAUCGACACCGACCGUACGGGUUUGCCAGUAUUCGAUAAUCCGCUGUCGAAGCGCGUUCGCGGCAUCGUUGACAGCAUACAGAACGAGAAGCACCGGUGCAUGAGGCUCACCCUGGUCAAGCAGCGGGACAAGCUGGAGAGCGUGCUGCGUCACUUCCUGGUCGAGGAUCGCGGCAUGAGCGACGGUUCCGCCAGCUACGUGGACUUUCUGUGUCACAUGCACAAAGAAAUCCGAACCAACAACAACAACCGAAUCAACUCAAAUAACGCAGCGUCAACGAUCAACAGCAACAACAACAACAACAACGUUGCCAAUUGCCAGCGGUACGUACAGCCCUGCCAUCAUUACGCCGCUCCGCAACCGCCUCCACCCUGUGAUGAUGGGGAGGACGACGACGACGACGGAAACGACACGAUCGAGGAGGAAAACGAAGAUGAUGGCGAGGACGAGGAAACGGUGACGACGGAGGAAGUGUACCAGCAGCACUGUGGCGGCGGCGGUCGGAGCAUCUCGCAGAAUCGGACCCGGGCGCUGCGGUACCGGAAAGCAUUCAUGGGAAAGUGGUAAUAGUUUUAAACACUGUUUCUUAUUAUACAUUUAUUAUUUUUUACUACUUUACGAUUAUUUUUCCACUUUAGAAGUAUAUAUAUUUAAAUGAAAAAGAAAACCAACCAACCCCCAACCAAUCUGUACUAGCGGUGUGUUUUGACUAGAUGUUUAUAUUGAACGUGAAAUGAAUCAAUUAUCUAAAAACACUGAACACAUUUACAUAGAAAGAGAAGAGAGAGAAACACUUAAUGCAUUGCGAUGAUCAACAGUUUAAACAGUUUGGAUGGAAGGUAAAAUUUAAAAUUUUAUCUCCCACCACCAGUCCCAAACUUAGACGGUAUUGGAACACAUUUAGUAGUGGUGUUAGGGGUCGAUUCGCGAUGAGACAUGAGGAAAUUGAGUAUAAAAAAACCUACACGAAGCAUUACUACGUGAGACAAAAAAGAAACAGAGACACAGUUGAAUAAUAUAUUUGCGUAAAAGAUAUACCCUCAAUCGGAUUAAAAAACAACACAAAUAGCAAAAAUAUACGAAAUUAUUAUUACUAUUGUAAAAUGUGAA
Molecule: messenger RNA, 4367 nt
Organism: Culex pipiens pallens (northern house mosquito)
Lineage: Eukaryota; Metazoa; Arthropoda; Insecta; Diptera; Culicidae
Gene: Sec24CD
Product: protein transport protein Sec24C
Exons: 11
Coding region: 234-3824 (1196 amino acids)
Biological process (GO): endoplasmic reticulum to Golgi vesicle-mediated transport; intracellular protein transport; COPII-coated vesicle cargo loading
Cellular component (GO): endoplasmic reticulum exit site; COPII vesicle coat
Molecular function (GO): zinc ion binding; SNARE binding
Source: RefSeq, a predicted model, not a curated record